AUGAUACCGAGUGACGUUUUGCCAGAUUUACCCCUCAUAUUGGCGAAUCGUUUACCUGAUCAGGUUCUUUUCGAGCCAGGUCGAGGGGAUGUCUUUUACCCUCGACCAUAUGAUCAGCUUCAUCCUUUUUCUUGGUCUGACCCCUUUCCGAUGGUGCAACCACUGCUUGGUUUCCUGGUUGAGUCUCGGAUCUCGAAGGCUGGGUCCGAAAGCUGGCUUCCGCUUCCUCUUACUCGGAGCGUUGCUGGUCUUGGAGACGCUGUUGCCAUGCGUCCAGCUCCGGAUGAUGAAGAAGAAGUUCCGACGUCUCCUAAAGAAAGAAAGAGAAAAAGAGAGUCGCCUGCAAAUCUCCCUAAGCCUAAGAAAAACGUGGCUCGAAGGUCCAAGGAGGAAGAAGAAGAUGACGACUGCCUAUUGGUAGCCCGUCAAAGAAACAAUGCCGGUGCUUCGAAGUCUGUUGAGCCGGUGAAGGUCGGCGUGGCUCAUUCCGGAGUCGAAGAAAUCUCCGAGGGGAGUUCAAAAGGCACAUCGCCUAGGAGGCCAUUUGUAGGUUCAGAUAUUGUUAUUCAUGAUAUUGAUCCGAUUCAAGAUCAUCGAGAGGCUGAGCUUAAAAGGAUUUCGAAAGAGAGGGACGAUCUUAAAACCCUCUAUGUUAAGAAAGAGGUGGAGAUCAGCGAUCUUCGAGUUGAAUUGAUGCAGGCUUGCCAAGGACGGGCCAAGUAUGUUGAGAAGUUUUAUCAGAAGGCCGACUUGGUGGCGCAGCUUCAGGAGGAGCUUAAAAUGAAAGAGGCCGAGUCCUUGGGGUGGAGGCAAAUCAUGGACAAUCUCGCCUCUGAGAAAGAAACUCUUCGAGAAGAGUUGGCUUCCCUCGAACGUCAGUUUCAAAGUGUGAAGGAGGAGAGCCUAGCUCGAGGCCGUGAUAUCGAGGAGCUUAAAGCUAAAUCUACUGCUGAGUUGGCUAAGGCCAGAUCUGAUGCUGAUGCAAUUAUGUCUUCGUAUCGAGCCGAUGCUGAAGCGGCUUAUGCUCGGGCAAAGGAGAUCUCUUCUGCAGCAGAAGCUAAGUUAUCGAAUUCACUUGAUCAUGCUAGGCGUCAAUAUUGGAGGGUAACCCUUGAGGAGGUACAUGCUCGUGGCUUCGAUCUCUCAAACAAUAUCGAAAGGGCGAAGAUUUUGGAAGAAGAGGCUGCCGCUCUGCUUUCCGAUGAUGAUGAUUUUGCCAGUGGCUCUGAGAGUGGAGAGGAUGAAGAUGAAGUUCCUGAGGAUGAGGCCCUCGAGGACGCGGCUGCCGAAGAUGUGUCUCCGAAGUAG
Nicotiana attenuata is the source of this 1308-nucleotide messenger RNA. RefSeq lists its product as uncharacterized. Bases 1 to 1308 code for a protein of 435 amino acids. The transcript has 7 exons. The record is from RefSeq and is a predicted model, not a curated record. Lineage: Eukaryota; Viridiplantae; Streptophyta; Magnoliopsida; Solanales; Solanaceae.